This is a messenger RNA of Ailuropoda melanoleuca (giant panda), 2417 nucleotides long. It is a transcript of the gene C10H6orf120, whose product is annotated as chromosome 10 C6orf120 homolog. Bases 36 to 590 code for a protein of 184 amino acids. The transcript has a single exon. NCBI's taxonomy places the organism in Eukaryota, Metazoa, Chordata, Mammalia, Carnivora, Ursidae. The record is from RefSeq and is a predicted model, not a curated record.
CGCAGAGGAGCAGGUGACUGCGGCGGGCGGCGGGCAUGGCCGCUGCCUGGAAGCGCGCGCUGCUGGUCCUGCUGGCCUCGCAGGUGGUGUCCUCGGUGAGCCCCUCGGACGAGGACGAAGUUCCCGAAGAGUGGGUCCUCCUGCACGUCGUGCAGGGCCAGAUAGGAGCCGGGAAUUACAGCUACUUGAGGUUAAACCAUGAGGGGAAGAUUGUUCUUAGGAUGCACAGCUUGAAGGGAGACGCAGACCUGUACGUGUCGGACAGCGCCCUCCACCCGAGCUUCGACGACUACGAGCUGCAGUCCGUCACGUGCGGCCAGGACGUGGUGUCCAUCCCCGCGCACUUCCAGCGCCCCGUGGGCAUCGGCAUCUACGGGCACCCGUCCCACCACGAGAGCGAGUUCGAGAUGAAAGUGUACUUCGACCGCGGGAUCGAGCAGUCCCCCUUUGCCGAGGUCGCGGCCACCGACGGCAGGGACCCGGGGCACAGGCACGCCCACGCCCCCGAGGAUGCGCUCCAGGAGGAGGAGUCCGUGCUCUGGACCAUACUAAUAAGUAUUCUGAAACUGGUACUUGAAAUCCUGUUUUGAUUCACUGAUCGUGCUCUGGAGUCUCACGCCCGUAAUCUGUGAAGUUGAUUGCAGUUCUCUUGGAACCCAGCUACACUGAUCUGGUGGAAAUUCUGGUUACUUCUUCUAAUUGGGGGAUGGAAAAUAAAGCCAUACAGUUUUGUUACCUCAUACACCCCAAAAGUAGGGAAAAGCAGCAAGAGCGAUGUAAUUUUUUUUCUCCAAAUGUCAAAAUUCCUGUAAAAGGAAUACGCACAAUAAAAUGUUUAAACUCCAGUUUGAUUAGCUUGUCAGGUGACUAAAAAUAUCGCAGUAACCCAGGUAUAUAUAAAAUAAACUGAAAUAGAGCAUCAGAUUAAAAGGUUGGUAGCUAGAACUGUAUUCUGGUUAGAAAUCCCCAGUCAACAACGUGUAGACUUUUCAGAGUUACUAAAAGCAAGUCUGAAACGUAAUGAUUUCUGGGGAUUAGGGUAGGUAUGGGGCGAAAGCCCCGUUCCUGCUCCCCAGGUCAAGUGGGCACCCCUCUCCAGACGGGUUUCCUGGCAGACAGCCCCAGGUCAUUCCUGUACCAGCUGCACCAAAUCUCAUCAGGUCAUUUGUAUUUAUCACCUUUGGCUAUAUUAAAAUUCUUCCAUCAUUAAAUAACUGUUAUGCUACCCACCAUAGGCCAGAAACAAUAUAGAUUAGGAGAAUUUCAUGCAAAUAAUAGUCACUUUCAGGUCAAUGGAGGAAGAGUUAUUUCAAUUAAAUUGUCUAAUAUUUCCAACUGAAUUUCUGGAUAGAGCCAAAGAAAUUAAAAAAAUUUUUGGAAAAUGAACUGUUAUUUCUCUACUUGACAUUGGUUUCAAGGGUAAAAGUGGCUUAUAACAAAUAAAUGAACUUGCAGAUUUUAAGCACAUAGUUAAUUUCAGAAAUCUUUUAUUGGCAUAAAAUUGAGAAUGUAAAUAAGUUGGCACCAAAUAUUUCAUUUAAAUCCAUAUCACAAUAUUGGGAUCAAAAAACUACUUUAUCCCUCUUUGCUGUUUUUCCCCCUUCUGCCCACUUUCCUGGGUGUUGGGGGGGCUCGCUGACAACAGUCACAAAUCCAGCGACCUAGGAGAAAAAUUGUUAGUUAAUAUAGUGUGAAAUUUAAUUCUUUAGGACUGAAUUUUAAACCCAUUUGGCUCUCUUUCCUUAGCUAUCACUAUUGAUAUUUCUCUGUGGAUUUGUGAUGUGAAGGACACAAAUGAGUGUACGGAGAAAAAUGUAAACUUCCCUUCAUCAGUGUAAUCAAUACCAUGUAAAAUUCAGUGCCAGUGGGGGGUGGGGUGGGAGGAGCGACUCUAUACAAUGAUAAGAAGGACUUUAAAAAAUUACCACAGUCCUUUCUGAAACCCAAACGCUAUCCUACUUUCAGAGUUCAAUACUACAAAUCCUCAUGUAACACCUGUUACACAGAGUUUGGCUUAUUUCCAGCCUUUUUCUCUGCUGUUCAGUGGCAGCUCCUGAGGCCUGGUGUACCAGACACGCACUUUAAACCCAUCAGUGAUAAACUACCAUGUACUCCAUCUGAGUUACUCCAGAACUUCAAGUUGCCUGUUUCUUAAUGAUUCCCAGGAAACUUAGUGCUAGGCAUAUAUUUUAUAAAAGUAUGAUACAGUGUUAACUAUGCAAAUAAGUUCUAAAUUUACACAAUUAUGUGUAAUAUUUUAGUCCAAUUACUGUGAUUUAUUCUUUGACUCUGUGUUCAUUCCAAAGUUAUCUGGAAUUGUCAUGCUGCCUCAUUUUAUAGAAAUCUGGUUUAAUAUUUAUAAAGGCAUAGCAGUCAUUUUAGAUGACAUAAAAAUAAAAUCAAGGCUUUGAAACAAA